Molecule: messenger RNA, 3290 nt
Organism: Clarias gariepinus (North African catfish)
Lineage: Eukaryota; Metazoa; Chordata; Actinopteri; Siluriformes; Clariidae
Gene: rubcnl
Product: rubicon like autophagy enhancer
Exons: 13
Coding region: 124-1851 (575 amino acids)
Biological process (GO): autophagosome maturation; autophagosome-endosome fusion; autophagosome-lysosome fusion
Cellular component (GO): intracellular membrane-bounded organelle; autophagosome membrane
Molecular function (GO): phosphatidylinositol phosphate binding
Source: RefSeq, a predicted model, not a curated record
GUUAUGUGCUACUGAUUGCAGUACGCUACUGCACGUUUCACAAUUUUCAGGAAAUUCUGGUUUGGGGUGCAAUUAUUUAUUGCAGCUAGCCACUUGGUCUCUGCCUGACACUUGCUGACCUGAAUGAGUCUUUCAGACUCUUUCCCUGAUUCUAAUGGCCGUGGUUCUGGCAAUUUCAUGAUGCGAGUAAAAAAUCAAAUUGUGGAAGGUGACCAGGGAAAACAGAGGACCCUUCAACCUCUAUUCGGAAACAUCCACAAAGGACAAAACUACAUUUCUAGGGAGACUGAAGAUAAGGGUGGGUACUAUCUACCCAGGAGCAGUCCCGUCAUAUCCCGCCGCAAAGAGAUGAGAAUAAAAAAGCCUUCAAUAGCUUCACAUAAUAGAGUUUCCCAUGAACACUCCGAUGAAAACUUUCAAAAGGGGCAGGAAUAUUCUGCUUCAAAAAUGCUCCAGAACUUUUUACAGGAAGAACAAACAAUUCCUACUGCUUCAGUUCAUAAGGUCUCUCAAGGUUUGCUUUUGGACACAGACUGUGCUCCAGCAGCUGUCCAGAACGAAAAUAGUUCUGGCAAGCAAAGAAAAAUCUCAUGUGGAUCUUCAGAGUCCCAAUCGUCUUCAUGUGAAGAGAGUGAUCUCCUAAACUCUGCAGCCUCACAACUGAGAAAAGGCACCAUAAGCUACUCAGACCCGGGUACCAAAGAGUUGGUCUCCGGAGAUUUCUACAGGAACAGUGUGGACCUCGACCUGGAGAAUGCUCACUUUGUAGUGGUGGACAUGGUGCUGGAGGUCCUAGAGGCGGCGAAGUGGACUUUGUCCCAAAAACAUUCAGACUCCUUUUCCUCAACCGACAGUGGCUACGAAGAACUCUGUGACCAAAGACUUUCUUCAAACAGAAGUUCAAAGACAUCAGUCCACAGAUGUUCAGCAGAAAUUCUCGCACAGAACUUGCUCAUGGAUCUCGGGAGGUGGUGGUGGAUUUCCUCAGAAGAGCUCUUGGGAGAAUUUCCCGUGGUUACCGUCUCCAUGGCAUCAGGAAGCGAAGCCAGCUUGAGUGACGAGAUCCGCCAGAAAAGCCGAAUGAGGGGGACGCUGAUAUGGUCUCCACCCGAAUUUCAGAUAAUACACAGUGUGAAUACGACACAGAGGCGCAGUGAUGUCGUUGCUUCUCAGCAGUUUCUUUGUGCAGGCUGUGGAACAGAAAUCGAGCCACGAUACAUGAAGCGGUUGCGAUACUGUGACUACCUGGGCAAGUACUUUUGUGAUGGUUGCCAUGGGGGUGGCGAAGCCAUAAUCCCAGCUCGUGUUUUGAACCACUGGGAUUUUGGCCGAUACCCAGUGUGCCAGUUUUCCAAACAGCUAUUGGAGUCCAUUUGGGAAAAGCCACUGUUUAAGGUCACCAAUGUAGCCAAGAACCUGUACUCCCAGGCCAAGGAGCUGCAGAAAUUCAGGGAGAUCCAGGAGCAGCUGAUCUCAAUUAAGAAACUUUUAAGAACAUGCAGACUAUCUGAAGGGGUCCUAGCCGAGUUCCAGGAGCUUCCAUCCCACCUGACUGAAGCGCUCCACCUUUUCGCCAUGGAUGACCUCAUUAAGAUCAGAAGGGGUCAACUUCUUCCCACAGGAAAGGCAGUGAUGCGAUCUGCGACAAACCACGUGGAGGCGUGUCUGCUGUGCCAGGCCAGAGGCUUUAUCUGUGAGUUCUGUCGUGGAAAGGACGUGCUCUUCCCAUUCCAAACAGACAUCUGCACACGCUGCCAAGAGUGCAGAGCUUGUUUCCACACUUCCUGUUUCCUAGAUGAAGAGUGUCCUAAAUGCACCCGUAUUGAAAACAGAAGAGCGGCCAGAAGAUGAAUUUAGGAAACUGUAGUCACAAUAAUAAUAAAGUCAUGUAAUGUCUCUCCUUCACUUCUAAAUAAGCAGCAAAAAAACUUACAGAAAUUUAUCCUUUUGACCAGUACUGGAUGCUAUUUUCUUCUCUUAAUAACUUGAGGAAAUCUCACAAAACUACUGGUCUUUUAAUGACUGAAUACUGUGUAUUUGUAAAAACAAACAAACAAACAAAAAAAAAAAUCAAUGCCAUGCAUUAAAAUGGUCUAGAAUGCUUCAUGUUGGCUUUAACCCAUCCCCCUUCUUUAGGUCUGUAAUGUAUGUAUGUCUCUGUAGAUAAAUACUUGUCAGGAAAAGUAUACAUUGACAAUAUACCGAAUACUAAUAUAAACAGAGCCCUAACAUUAAAAACAGCUGUUUAUUAUUGUGUUUUUGUGCUGAAGUAGCUCUUCUGUGUGAUCAGACCUGAUGGGAUAGCCUUCUCUCCCUACUCACAUUAAUGCCCCUGUAUAAGCACUACAUGCUAACCACAGAGGGGAUGGUGUGUUGUGGUAGGAAGAAGCAGGAGGACUUAAGCGAAAUCAGACCUCACAGACACAAAUCCUCCUUUUUUGCAAAUAUAAAGUUUCUUUUGCUCUUUUUAAAUACAAUGUGCUGUUUUUGAACCUAAAGUGUCUCUCUUUUCAAGUAUAAUUUUUCUCUUUCCUUGUAUCGGAGUGGAAUCAUCUGAUUCGCCUGUUAUUCACAUAGCUAUGGCAGUUUUGAUUAACAAACGAAGUUGUAACAACCUACACUCCCGCCUGCCCGGAGAUCUGUAGCGUUACAGUCAAACUCACUCAGAUCCUUAUGCUUGCACAGUGUAGUAAGAUAAUCAGUGUUAUCCGUAUAUCUGCACCCUGUUAUACUCUCAUUACAUACAUGUGUAAGGCCCUGCAAAAUAAACAAUCCCCUCCCAUCGUGUCAAAGCGACUGUCUGUAGAUAUGAUCUGAGAGCGUGAAGCGUAAUUAUCCUUCAGGACAAGAAAAAACAAAAAAGUCUAGUAAACCAAUAUUUUUACAGGUUUAUGUCAGCAAUGAGACAGGUUAAGUUGCAGUGCCCAUCUCUCUGGUUGGCUAAUCAAGCUAUAGAGUCUUACUAGAUAAUUUACACUGACAUUGUGAUUGACAAAAGUUAGGGUGAAGCACAACUAAUUAUUACGUCUCCCAAACGCCGACUGGCAACGAUCGCAUUAUUCAAGCUCACAAGAGUUUGCAGACACAGAAUAAUAAAAAAAAAAAAUAGAAUGCUGGUCAUGCAUCAAAAAAAGAAAUCACUGUUAUCAGGUUGUAAUGUUAAGGGUCCUUAGUAAAAAUGUCCAGGUUGGAGAGUGAUCACAAAUUUUAUCAAUGAAUGUUAUUAAUAUAUCAUUUGUUUAUUGCAUAUUGUUUAUUUAUUGCUAUUUCAAUAAAUAUUGUUUAUUUAU